This is a messenger RNA of Cuscuta europaea, 6882 nucleotides long. Lineage: Eukaryota; Viridiplantae; Streptophyta; Magnoliopsida; Solanales; Convolvulaceae. The record is from the annotation of a GenBank genome assembly.
GUUUUUGUGCUUUGUGCUGAAUGAGUGUUUGUUGAAAAGAAGAACGGUCUGGGGUUUGAUCCCCAAAAAAAUGAAUGUUAGUUGAGCUAUCCUUUCCCUCCAACCACAGCGGUGCAAGAGCGCGUCAACAGCAUCUCUUUUAUCUCUUACAGAACUGCAAAACCAUCCAGCAGCUUACCCAGAUCCAUGCUCAAAUCAUUACCACCGGGCUAACUCAGAAAAACUUCAUUCUUGGAAAGCUCCUAACAUUCUGCAUAAUCUUCCAAAGGCUGUCAUAUGCCACCCAAGUUUUCGAAUGGGUCAGAAACCCAAGCACCAUUCUUUGGAAUCAAAUCAUCAGAGGUCAUGCCAGUGGCGAACAGCCACCUCUAUCUGUUCUGUAUUUCCGGAAGAUGGAAAACUCCACUGCUUUACCUGAUGGGUAUACAUACUCAUAUGUAAUCAACAGUUGUGCAAAAGGGGUCUUGAUGUGUGAAGGCGAGCAAGUUCACGGCAAGAUAUUGAAAAACGGGUACUUCUCUGACGUGUUUGUUCAAAGUAAUUUGGUGAACUUCUACUCAGUCGUCAGUAGACAACAGGGAACUGUUAGUGCGAGUAAGGUGUUUGAUGAAAUGACUAAAAGAACUCCUGUGGCUUGGAAUUCACUGAUCUCUGGUUAUUUUAGGAGUGGAAAUUUCAACGAGGCAUCUCGGAUUUUCCACGAGAUGCCAGAGAAGAAUGGUGUUUCCUGGACUGCGAUGAUAGCUGGUUCUGCUCAGAACCACAGAUGCAAAGAAGCUUUGUCUUUUUUCCGUGCAAUGCGCAGGAACUGCGUGGAAAUUGACCAGGUGACUUUGGUGUCAAUUCUAGCCACUUGUGCAGAAAUGGCUGUCUUGGAUUUGGGCAGAUGGAUACAUUCUUACAUUCUUGAAUCCAUAAUUGCCAAAAGUGGGCAGGUGUUAAUAUCCGUGAACAAUGCACUCAUGCACAUGUAUGCCAGUUGUGGUGAAAUUAAGGAUGCUUAUAAGAUAUUCAUGGAAAUGCGCGAGAGAACUAUAGUUUCUUGGAAUACAAUGAUAACUGGUUUAGCCAAACAGGGUUAUGCACGGGAGGCUCUUACCAUAUUCGGGGAGAUGGAAACUUUAAAAGCUAAGCCGGACGAAAUCACAAUCUUGGGCAUAUUAUCUGCGUGUAGUCAUGCCGGUUAUGUCAAUGAAGGACGGUUUUACUUUAAACGAAUGAGAGAGUGUUAUGGAGUGGAGCCAAGAGUACAACAUUAUGGUUGCAUGGUUGAUCUCCUUAGUCGUGCUGGUCUCUCUAAUGAAGCAGAGAGACUUGUCAAGUGUAUGCCUAUGGUGCCAAACAAUGCCGUGUGGGGUGCUCUUCUAAGUGGCUGCAUUAUUCACAAGAACCUAAACCUUGCUUCAGACGUUGCACAGAAAUUUAUAGUCGAGCUUGAACACCCCGAAAGAUCAGCAGGCUAUUUCAUGCUCUUGUCAAAUGUGUAUGCCACUCACAAGAGGUGGUCUGCAAUCGGUAGCGUGAGACGGAAUAUGUUUGAGGUCGGAGUGAGGAAACCUCCAGGUCAAAGUUGCAUCCGAGUUGGUGGGGUCGACCAUGAUUUUUUUGCUGGUGACAGAAAUCACAAACAAACUUAUCUGAUCUAUGAGAUGGUUGAUGAAAUCACUGGGCAAGCUAAGUUGCAAGGAUACUACCAAUCUGACAUUUUGGAUUCUUUUUCAUAAUUCAUCAGCUCUUAGUAUUAUUAUUAUUAAUACGGAGUUAUCCGUGCACUCUAAGCAUAAUAAGCCAUAGAAGGGUACCAAACGGAGCGUAAGCAAAACAAGUAGCUUCUCGCUAACUUAUUUGGCUGAAAAAGCCUUUAGACUCAUAUUUUUAAUUUUUAAUAGAAGAGCUUCUCUUUAGUAAAAGAAUAGUUUUUAUUUUCCAAAAUAGUAACCCUUAUAAUUCUUGUCCUCGCGUGAUACUGAUCAGUGACCAAAUGAGCAGAUUAUUGAACCCAGUUACCACUGGUAAAAAGGCAAGUAACUUAACCAAUAAUACACAGAGAAUCCUUUCCCAAACUCAUCAUAAACCGGAAAGAGCCAAUCCUUAUCUUAAAAACUAUCUCAAAACUAAUCCCGCCAAAGCAGUGUUGCUGUUCCGUGACCUGCUGAGAAAAAAGGUUUCUUGCGUAGACAGCUACUCUCUCCUAUAUGUCAUCAACUCAUGCACCCAGAGAUCGUCAUUUGUUGAAGGAAAACAGUUCCAUGCGUUUUUCAUUAAACUGGGCUUUGAACUCAUAGUUUUCAUCCAAACAUCACUUGUACGAAUGUAUUCUUCUUCUGCAAAUCUUGAGCAUGCACGCAAGAUGUUCGAUGAAAUACCUAGCAAGAACGUUGUAUGCUGGACUUCGAUGUUCACUGCUUAUGUUCAUAACCAGAAACCCAGAAGAGCUUUAGAGGUAUUCUGGCAAAUGCUCGAGGCAAAAGUGGGUCCUGAUCCGGUGAUUCUCACAAUCACUCUAUCUGUGUGUGCUGGUGUCAGGGCACUGGAUGUGGGAGCUCAGAUUCAUGCCUACAUUUUAAAGAAAUACUGGUCCGGUACGGAUUUGCCUUUGACAAAUGCCCUCUUAAACUUGUACACAAAAUGCGGGGAUCUCAAAACUGCCAAGAUAUUGUUCAAUGGUAUGUGGAAAAAGGAUGUCACCACAUGGACUUCCAUGAUUCUAGGGCUUGCAAUCCAUGGCCAAGCAGAAGAAGCUCUCAGGCUAUUCACAUCCAUGGAAACAGCCAAAGGCGAAGUAGUGAUUCCGAAUGACGUUACAUUCAUAGGAGUUCUAAUGGCAUGUAGUCACACAGGAAAGGUAGAACAAGGCAAGAGGUAUUUCAGAAGAAUGAUUCAAGAAUAUUGCAUAAAGCCCAGACUAUCCCACUAUGGGUGUAUGGUGGACCUGUUUUGCAGAAAAGGGAUGCUAAAAGAAGCAUAUGGUUUCAUUAUGGAAAUGCAAAUUUCUCCGAAUGCAAUUAUAUGGAGAACACUGUUAGGGUCGUGUGGCAUUCAUGGCAACAUUGAGCUUGCUGCAGCAGCUUACAGCAAGCUGCUGGAAAUGGAAGAGGCACUUACUGGGGAUCAUGUUGUUAUGUCUAAUAUAUAUGCUGCCAAAGGCAUGUGGGAGGAGAAAGUGAAGCUUAGAGAUGAGAUGGGGCAUAGAAGGAUUCCAGGUUGGAGUUCAGUCAAGGUGGGGAGUUUCCUUUCAUGAUUUUGUUGUAAAAGAUCAUAAACCUUGAUCUAUCUAAUCCAAUAAGUCUCCUUUCACUGGUUUGGUUAAAUGAAUUUUUAUUAUUAUUUGGGAGUAGAGUAUAAAGGAAUUAGAGAAACUAUUAUGUAGAAUCAGUCAACUGCAACAUUUAAAUGUUAAAAAUUGAAUACAAAUCACUUGGCUGAUAUAUUAAUGUCAGAAGGAUUCACUUGUAUCAUUAUUUCACUUAUUAUAUCAUGAAUUGAAUAUGUAGUGGAAUCCAUAUGAGAAGUACUCCGAGUAAUAGUUUCUUAUGACUUAAACAUUAGUAAAACAAUAGUAAAACGGAUAACGGGAUAAGAUAUAAACAAAUGAGACCAAACUUAAACAAUAGCAAAGUACAAUAAACAGAUUAGACCGGAUUAAAUUAAAUAAGAAAUUUCUGAUCCAAUUAAAAUCCCUAAAUCGUAUGACAUUUUUUGUGAAUAUAGGGUAAAAAUGGGUAAAUGCUUGUGUGUUAUGAAUUGUUCGAAAUUACUAUGAAAUCAAACAUAAUUAGUCAAUUACUACUCCUAUUAAUUACUAUGUAGCACACUAGCACCAAAUGACCAAAUAACAUCAAAGUGUCCUUAUGCCUUUUUUCGAACUAUAAUGCUUAUUUCGUAAGGUAUGUUUGGGAGUUUGAAAGGAAGGGGUGAGGAAGGUUUUUAAGGUUAGUCAUUGAUAGAGAAGGGGGAAGAUGAGAAAACCUUUCUUCUUGUUUGGGAGUAACAAAUUUGAAGAGAUAGAUGUUAUGGAUGAAUUAUAAUUAAAUCACUUCACAUAUAUGAUGAAUUCAAAUAGUUGAAUUUAUGUUUAUUUAAACUUGAGCAAAAGUUGUCAUUUAAUUAGCUAUACUUCAAAAUCCCCCAAUUUGGGGGUAUUUGAAAAUUAAGCAUUUGAAAGGUUUUGGAUGGUUACAAAAGUCUUCCAAAACCAUUCCCUCCAUCUUUUUAAACACCCAAACAUGAAAGCAAGGCCAUAAACCCUUGUCAACCUUCCUCUCCCCUCCAAAACUCAACUCCCAAACAUACCCUUAGGGUAUUUGAGCCCUAAAGUGACCACACUUUCCUCAUUAUCCCUCAUGGAAAAUAUUACUUACCGAAUUGUUGGAUUGUUUUCCUUCAAAUAUAUAGAAGGUAAAAAUAUUUUAAGAAAUAACAUCUCUUCACCUACGUACCAAAUAUAAGAAAAAUUCUUUGUAAUUAUGAACACCAGUUGAAAAAAAUGAUAUUAUGAAUAAACACGGUUUCUAGUGAGUUCAGUUUUUCUAACUGAUUCAUUGUCCCAUGAGUGAUGAGUCCUUUUUUUUACAGAUGAAGCAGGCAGAACUGUUUUGAGUAUUUUUAAAAUAAAUUGAAUUAAGAAAAAAUAACAUUUUAUGUCACUGCUCUUCAAAAUAAACUAAAUGAGAUAUGUCUUUCCUAGCACAAGUUGUCUGGUCACUCUUAGAGCUUGCAAAGUUAUAAUGCCGUCGUAAGACAAUUACAAUAUUACUCCCAUUUGGGAGUAAUAGUAAAGUUGACAUGAUGUCAUGAUACAUUUAUAUAGUAUAAAAUCAUUUUGUCGAUUUUGAUAUCUUAAAGUAAUAAAUUAUAUUGAAAUCGUAUAGAGUAGAAUUCAUCUAUGAAAUAAAACUGGCCAAGCUUUAUUAGGAUAUAAAAUAAACGCAAACUACUAAAAAGGAAGUAAAUUCAAUGGAGCAAAUAUUUUGCAAAGCACAUAAUAGUUAUUACUGCAUAAUGUAUUAUGCAUAGAUGAUAUCUUUGAAGAAAAAUAGUCAGCUGAAAGAGACCAUGACCAUCAUUUGACUCUGCAAAUCUGCAAUGAGGUCAUACAAAACCUGGUCUGGUCACCAUCCCAACUCUUCUUCUGGUCUUCACCAAAUCAAGAUCUUCCAUAAAGUUGUAGAGAGCAAAUAUGGUCUGAUUUCAUGGCCUAUUCUGGUUGCUCUAUUGGUCAACAUAACAGUUCUGCUUUCUGUCUUCACACUCCUCAAAGAGCAGCAACUUUUUGAUGGCUUCUCGGUGGUUGCAAACGCAAGAAGCAGUCAUUCGAAACCCGAGAAAGAAGGAGAACUUGAUGAUGAGCUACUUGGUGGACUUCUACAUUCCAUUUUUGAUGAAAGAUCAUGUCCAAGUAGGUACCAAUCAGUUCAUUACUUAAAAGGACUUAAGCGCCAGCCUUCUCCAUAUUUAAUAUCCAAGCUGAGAAGCUAUGAAGUUCUUCACAGGCAAUGUGAACCUUACACAGAACAAUAUAAUAAAACUGUGCAACUCAUCCAGUCGGGAGGAGAGUUAUCUCCUACACACUGCAAGUAUGUAAUUUGGACACCUUUUAGCGGGAUGGGCAACCGGAUUCUCACUUUAGCUUCAACGUUCAUAUACGCCAUUCUCACAAACCGAAUCCUUCUUUUGGAUUUUCGGGAUUUCACGUCUGAUCUCUUCUGUGAACCGUUCCCUGAAACUUCUUGGAUUUUACCACGGGAUUUCCCCAUUGCUCAUUACUUGGGAGAAUUUAAUCAGACCUCUUCUUACUGCCAUGGGUAUAUGGUCAAGAACAAUUUGACAGGACAGUCUUCUGGAAUUCCUCCAUUCAUCUAUCUAAAUUUGAUAUACGACAUGGAUCAAUAUGACGAAUCAUUCUUUCGUGACACUGAACAACAAAAACUCUUGAUAAAAGUACCAUGGAUAAUUGUGAUGUCAGACGAGUAUUUCAUACCAUCUCUUUUCAUGAUGAAAUCUUUUAAGGAAGAACUCGAGAACAUGUUCCCAGACAAAGACUCCGUUUUCCACCUCCUCGGACGGUACCUACUUCAUCCCACAGAACUAGUGUGGGGUCUCAUUACAAGAUACUACCAAGCCUACUUAGCACAAGCUGAUGAUAAGAUUGGAGUUCAGAUUAGAGUGUUUGAUGGACCAUCCUGGCCUCUACAACAUGUAUUUGAUCAGAUAAUUACUUGUACGUCAAUGUGGAAUAUACUACCACCUGUUAUUAAAAACGGUCAUCGGUCAACAGGCACCGGUCAUCGGGAGAUAAAGAACACAACGAAAGUUGUUCUCGUGACAGCGUUGAAUCCAGGGUACUCCGACGCAAUCCGUUUAAUGUACUCAAUGAAUCCAACGGAGACCGGGGAGGUGAUUCAGGUUCAUCAACCAAGUCAUGAAGAGUAUCAAAAAAUGGAGGAUUUAUUACACUACACAAGGGCAUUGGCAGAAAUUUAUCUUCUUGCUAUGAGUGACACAUUGGUCACAAGUGCAUGCUCAACUUUUGGAUAUGUUGCUCAGGGUCUUGGAGGACUAGAAUCUUGGGUCAUGUAUAAGCCAGAGAAUGACACAGUUCCUGAUCCCUCAUGUGGAAGAGUCCUUUCCAUGGAGCCUUGUUUUCACCUUCCUCCUUCACAUACAAUAAUGGAGCAUGUUUCUUAUGUUAGGCCUUGUGAAGAUAAACUCAACGGUCUCAAGCUCUAUAAGGAUACCAAUUAAUUUGUGUUGAUUUGAAAUUGUUUCUAGGGGAAAACAUAUUGAUGUUUUAUCAAUUUUGUAAUUUUGCUACACAUAGACUCAUGCCAAAAGAAUUAAAUUCGAAAAUAGAUCUUAAAUUGUAAACUUCUUGUAAUUCGA